CGGACUGAAAACCGUAGAAAGCUCUCUGUUAUACUAUAUGAUUAAAAUAGCGCAGCUAAUCUCCUAGUUAGCAUGUUAGCUAGCCGAUGGGAGCUCCCUUCCUGCCAGACUCCGGCAGCUCGGGAUACCGGCAAGGACCGUAAAAAUGUUAGGCGCAGUCUGGCUAUGCUGAUAUGCUUUAUGGAUAGUUAAACUAACAAAUAAUUCUUAUUAUGUAACACCACUGUCGACCUUAACCCGAACCAGUCUUUCCACAUGCUAGAAUGCAAAUGCAGGCAGAUGGACGGGUGCAGUCGGCUUCUACUGCAGCACUUGCUGCCUAUACUUGUAUCAAACUAGCUUAAACAGCUAACGCUGGAAAGCUAUAGUUGCUGCAGAUGAACUCGACCCCUUUACCUUUGCCAUCCAGGGGACAGAAUGGCAUCCUUCCAAACGGAUCUCACUAAUGACCUUGCUUCAUCAUGAUGACCAAAAUGAAUCUGCUUUCUCAGCAGAAAGUGGACUCUGAACACGAGGCAGAGGUGCCAUCCUCUCCAUCAGAAUCAGUGAUGAGUGAGUCUCCACAGCGCUUCCAGGUCAUCUCUACCGAGCCUGGCACAACACCGCAGCAAAUACAGAUUGUAACUGACCAGCAGACAGGUCAGAAGAUCCAGAUAGUGACAACGAUGAACCCAUCCAAUGCUCCCAAGCAGCAGUUCAUUCUGACUACGGCUGACAGCUCAGGGUCAGGAAAGGUUAUCCUGGCCUCACCAGACAGCCAUAAUACUAAGCAGCUUAUCUUCACUGCUGCAGAGAGCCUGAUGCCAGGAAGGAUACAGAUUGUCACAGAUCCAGUGUCAAUGGAAAGGUUGUUAGGGCAGUCGGGGGACUUGAACCGACCUCCGCCAGUGGAGUACUGUGUGGUGUGUGGGGACAAGGCCUCAGGGCGUCACUAUGGAGCAGUCAGUUGUGAGGGAUGUAAAGGCUUCUUCAAGCGGAGUGUGAGGAAGAACUUGACCUACAGCUGCCGCAGCAAGCAGGACUGCGUCAUCAACAAACACCACCGCAAUCGCUGCCAAUUCUGUCGGUUGAGGAAAUGCCUUAAGAUGGGGAUGAAGACCGAUUCUGUCCAGAGUGAGAGGAAGCCCAUCGAUGUAGUACCCAGAGAGAAGCAUGCUAACUGUGCUGCCUCCACCCAAAAAAUCUACAUUCGCAAGGACCUAAACAGUCCACUCAUUGCCACGCCAACCUUUAUCUCCGAUACAGAGACAGAUGGCUCCAGAUCCAGCUUGCUGGACCAGGGGAUGCUGGUUAAUAUCCAGCAGCCAGUCAUCCAGAGUGAUGGAACGUUGUUGCUCGCAACUGACUCAAAGAUGGAGUCUGGGCAGGGGGACUUGGGGACACUAGCCAAUGUGGUGACAUCACUGGCCAACCUGAGUGAUUCACUAAAAGAAAACCUAAACAAUGGUAAUACCUCAGACAGCCACCACGGGGAGCAGGCUGCCAGUGAGAUAACACGUGCCUUUGACACUCUGGCCAAAGUCUUCAACCCACCUGAAGUUGGGGGUGUACAGAGUCUGGCAGACAAGUCCUGUGUCAGUGGAACAACGAUCCAGCUGAUUGGUCGAGACCAGGAGACCCCCAUCAUUGAGGUGGAAGGACCACUGCUCACAGACAGCCACGUUGGCUUUAAGCUGACCAUGCCCAGCCCCAUGCCCGAGUAUCUGAACGUGCACUACAUCUGUGAGUCGGCAUCCAGACUUCUCUUUCUUUCCAUGCACUGGGCGCGCUCCAUCCCUGCCUUCUCAGCUCUGGGUCAAGAGGCAAACACCAGCCUGGUGCGAGCCUGCUGGAAUGAGCUGUUCACUCUGGGUCUUGCUCAGUGUGCUCAUGUGAUGAACCUAUCGACCAUCCUCGCUGCCAUCAUCAACCACCUUCAAAGCAGCAUGCAGGAUGACAAGCUUUCGGGGGAGAGGGUGAAGCAGGUGAUGGAGCACAUCUGGAAGUUCCAGGAAUUCUGUAACAGCAUGACAAGGUUGGAGACUGACAACUAUGAAUAUGCCUACCUGAAGGCAAUUGUGUUGUUCAGCCCAGAUCACCCAGGUGUGGACAGCAGCGGGCAGAUUGAGAAGUUUCAGGAGAAAGCCCUGAUGGAGCUGCAGGACUAUGUGCAGAAAACGUAUCCAGAUGACACCUACAGGUUGACCCGUAUCCUGACUCGUCUCCCCGCCCUGCGCCUCAUGAACUCAAGCAUCACAGAGGAGCUUUUUUUCACUGGCUUAAUAGGUAAUGUCUCAAUUGACAGCAUCAUUCCUUACAUCCUCAAGAUGGAGACGGCUGAGUAUAACAGCCAGGACUGUGACCAUACAGAAUGACACCCCAUCACUCUAGCACCCAGAACUGUCAGUUCAGAGAUGGUACUCUCUCUUGUUUAUUAUUGAACCCCAGCCUAAAAUCCUGCAGUGGCCCCUUGCUUUUUAAUAAUGCAUGGCACAGUGUCAUUCAGGAAUUCUUGGUAGGCUAAGAUGAUCUGGCAUUGGACAUGGACUGUUUUCUCUAUUCUGCUGCAGUCUGGUAAACUGGAGUUUGUGGCCUAAACUCAGUUAAUGUAUUUUUAGCACUUAAAGCUACUCAUCUGUGAACCCUACCCUUGGACCUAAGUCUUUAAUCUUGUUUGUCUUAUCUAGGCCCUACCAUGCUCUCAUGUUGAUCACAUACAUAAUUUAACAUUAACUUUGAUGUCAGUCUCAUAUUUAACAGACACUGUCCAGAAUUUAAAGAUUACAAAUAUAUGGACAUGGAAUUUAAAUCAUUUAAUAAGUCUAAUCUUAAGAGCAUAGGUGUAAUGCUGCCAGAAUGCGCCGGAACGAUGCUCCACCACUUUUUUUUUCCUCCGAGAGGAAAAGAGAUAUUUGGCUGAUUUUUGAGUGCUUGAAGAUCCAGUUGUCAGUAAAGCAUACGUCCUGCAAAAUGGAAUGGUCUAAGCCAGGGGUUCUCAAAAUUAAUAUUCAAAGGCCUGAAUCUGAUUUCUCUUCAAGUUCAAAGGUCUAGAACAAUUAACAAUUAAGCUAAUGACUUUUAUUAAACUUGCUUAUAACUUAAGAACAAUGUAUACUCACUGGCCACUUUAUUAGGUAAAGCCCGGCUUUAACAAAGACUAGGUAUGACUUAAUCUAAACAGGCUUUGUAAUUGUUCUCUCUGUUCAUUUUGUUUUUCUUUAUUUCCUUCUUUUUCAGUUUUGAAACUGACACAGUUGACAAUGUACUCAGAAUAACAGUUAAAAUAGAGCUCUUCAGUCAGGUACAAGAACUAAAUCUAGCCUCAGUCCUUAAUCUGUAUUCAAAUGCACAGGCUAUCAUUCCACUGAUAGCACUUUCAGCGCAUUCUUGAUUCAUUACAGCAUGACUAGCAUUUGGUUUUAUUCUAGCUUUCGGUUUUACUUGUAAAACUGACAAAGUCACGUAGCCAAAUUAGCCAGUUUAAUUGACCCUAUGGCCUUUUUUUAUACACAAUGACAUCUCAGAGAUUUUAGAUCUGGGAGUCUUUUUUAUGUUUGAGUAUUGGAUAGUCAUGAAUAUGUUGCUAUUAUAACCCGUGCAAUCACCUCAUCACUUUUCCCUUUAUGACAAUCAAUUAUAUGUUAUUUCCUUCUGUCCCAUCAGUUUUGUGAUACAUUUUGUACGUAUAUUUAUAAAUGGCAGUUAUUUCUGUUAAGGCAUUAUAUUAUCUUAAAGAUUUGGGGUUCAGAAAUGCUAUGUAUGUGUAGCAAAGCUACUGUUUUUGUACUUGUGUUUGCAUUUGUCUUCUGCUAAGUGCACAUCAGCCAGUUUUUGGUGUGUUUUACUGCAUUCAUGCUGACUAAAACUCUUGCCUUUUGUAUGUUUUCUAAAACAUUCAGUUUGUUGUGAACAAAUUAGCUUGUUGUAUACUAAGUGUACUCAAAGUACUUUUGGGCAGGUUUCCCCGAUUUAAAAAGGAAAAGAGAUUUUUUGCAAGCUAGUCUAGUGUGUUAAUGUCUUGAAGACCAUAUGGAGAUUUGUAUACCCACUAGAGAGAGUAUAAGAAUCCCCCUCCUGUCAUUCAAGGUGUGAUCUCUGGAUUGAUUUAUGGUUUUAGGACCCUGGGAUGACUCAUACUUCCCCAACACCUGUGGUUAGGACAUCACAUAUUUUGCACCUAUGUUCCGGGUAAAAUAAUUUUACGAUCUGCUGCUGGUAGCUAUAAACUAGGGUUUUUCAUGGGAAUGGAUGGGCAGACUAGGGGGUUAUUACAUCAAAGAGUUUUUAUAUUAUUAUAGAAAUCAUGUGACCUUACUGUACAACCGUGGAUGUUUAAACUGGCCGACGAGACAGAUGCAUUCUCAUACACUUUCCCGCUGCCAGUUAAGACUAGAGCACUGACCAGCCCGAGAGAGCGGUGGCUCGCACGCACAGCGAUCGGGUGUGAAGUUUGGUCCCCAGGGGCUGUCUACCUCACGCCUGGGGUGUCUUGGCUGUGUAGAGACUUUAAGCAUAUACUGUAUGUUGGUCAGCCUGUGUGUGACUAAGAAUAAAAAAGGUAAGUUUAUUGAUUUCCUAUAAUGGUCUUUCAUUAAUUUAGUGGAAUAAAAAGAGGUCACCAGAUGUUCAUUUAUUAGACCCAGCUGCACAUUGUAAAAUAAU
Messenger RNA from Monopterus albus (swamp eel), 4641 nucleotides. It is a transcript of the gene nr2c2, whose product is annotated as nuclear receptor subfamily 2, group C, member 2. Gene Ontology annotation, molecular function: sequence-specific DNA binding; zinc ion binding; DNA-binding transcription factor activity. Gene Ontology annotation, biological process: regulation of DNA-templated transcription. Lineage: Eukaryota; Metazoa; Chordata; Actinopteri; Synbranchiformes; Synbranchidae. The transcript is spliced from 15 exons. The record is from RefSeq and is a predicted model, not a curated record. The coding region runs from base 462 to 2354 and encodes 630 amino acids.